CUUCCGGCAUAUGACUUUCCCCGGGAAGAUGAUUUGGCGCGGACCAGGCUGGACCAGAGACUUGUGUUGACUUUUGUCUUGAGAUCCGCUGCAGCUAAACGUGUCAAAGUGUUAAACAGACAAGGUGAAAGCCAUGGCCCCGGUUUCAAACCCCGAUAAAGAUAUGGAUGUGCCAGAUUGCGACGACGGAGGUGGGCUGGCCAAAUCUCGCUCUAGACGUGAAAAGAGAGAGAAGUUUGGGAGGAAAUCUGCUUUGGAGCAACUUAAAAAAGCUAAAAAAGGAGAGAAGAUAAAAUAUGAGGUGGAAGAAUUUACCAGUGUCUAUGAAGAGGUGGAUGAAGAAGAAUACUCGAAAAUGGUACGAGAUCGACAGGAGGAUGACUGGAUUAUUGAUGAUGAUGGAACAGGCUAUGUGGAGGAUGGGAGAGAAAUCUUUGAUGAUGAUUUGGAAGAAGAUGUAGUAGAAACUAAGAAAGGAAAAGCAGGAGCUAAAGGUGCAGAGUCAAAGAAGAAUACCAAGAAAACAUCAGUGUCCAAACCAAAUACCAUCAAAAGCCUGUUCAUGAACAGUAAUGUGAAAAGGCCUGCAGAGAAAGAUGUAGAUCUUUCCAAAGAUGACCUCUUAGGUGAUAUCCUACAAGAUCUGCACUCUGAGAAAUCCUCUGCACUGACUCCUCCACCUGUUGUUACCUUGAAGAAAAAGAAGGCUCUUGGAUCACCCAUGAAUCCAUUUUCUAUUAAAUCUCCAAAGGAGUCACCUUCAGGGGCAAAAGCCAAAGUGAUUCGCCCUCCGCCACCUGAUCCAGCCCCACAGCCCCCUACACCCGUUCCAUCACGAACGGUGGAGAAGGGGAAAGCUAAAGUGGAGCAGCCUGAAGAAGAAGUAAACAACGCUAUGGCACUUGAUGAGGUGGACUUUGAUGAGCCAAUGGAUGUCGCUGAUGAGGCAGAGAAACCAGUUAUGAAAGAAGAACUUGAGCCUGAAGUAAAAACAGCCCCUGCCCAAACGACAGUGAAAGUCCAGCCCAAAGAAGAGCCUCAAGAUCCUGUUCUCUUCAAUUUUGAAAGUACAUGGGGACAAGAUGAAGAGACUGCACCAGCUGAAGUACAGGUCGAUCCAAGCCAACUUCCCCUGGUGGAGGGGCCAGAGGGAGAGAUGGUGUUCAGAUUCUACUGGCUAGAUGCCUUCGAAGACCCAUACACUCAACCAGGCGUGGUUUACUUGUUUGGAAAAGUAUGGAUAGAAUCUGCACAAUCUCACGUCAGCUGCUGCGUGUCAGUUAAAAAUAUUGAGCGGACCAUGUACCUCCUCCCUCGUGAAUUUAAGGUGAACCCUAAAACUGGUGAGGCCUCUGACACACCUGUCAGGAUAAUGGACAUUUACCAUGAGUUUAAUGAGCUCUCAGAGAAGUUCAAGAUCAUGAAAUUUAAGUCCAAGAAAGUCGAGAAAAAUUAUGCUUUUGAAAUUCCUGAUGUGCCCACUCAAUGUGAAUACUUGGAAGUGCGCUACUCUGCUGAACUCCCACCGCUGCCAUCAGACCUCAAGGGGGAGACAUUUUCUCAUGUUUUUGGAACCAACACAUCAAGUUUGGAGCACUUUCUUCUGAGCAGAAAGAUUAAAGGCCCGUGUUGGCUGGAUAUCAAGACUCCACAGCUGAUGAGCCAGCCAGUGAGCUGGUGUAAAGUUGAGGCUCUGGCCCUCAGGACAGAUCUCAUCUCUGUGGUUCGAGACCUACCUCCUCCUCCAGUCACUGUUAUGUCCAUCAGCCUCAAGACCGUCCAGAAUCCCAAGACGCACCAAAAUGAGAUUGUGUCUCUUGCUGCACUUAUUCACUGUCGCUUUCAUAUGGAUAAAGCUCCUCCUCAACCUCCCUUCCAGACUCACUUUUGUGUCGUCAGUAAACCCACAGACUGUAUUUUUCCCUAUGACUUCAGUGAUGCUGUGAAAAAGAAGAAUGGAAAAGUGGAAAUAGCUGGUACAGAGCGCACACUGCUUGGAUUUUUCUUGGCCAAGAUGCACAAAAUAGAUCCUGAUGUACUAGUUGGGCAUGACAUUUUUGGCUUUGACCUUGAAGUGUUGCUCCAAAGAAUUAAUGUGUGCAAGGUGCCACACUGGUCCAAGAUAGGACGUCUGAGGAGGACCAACAUGCCCAAACUAGGGGGCCGCAGUAGUUUUGCAGAGAAGAACGCCACUUGUGGUCGGCUGGUCUGUGACGUGGAGAUUUCGGCUAAAGAGCUGAUUCGCUGCAAAAGCUACCAUCUGACAGAGCUGGUGGCACAUGUGCUCAAGAUGGAAAGGCCGACUGUGCCACAGGAAAACAUCAGGAAUCUUUACAGUGACUCUCCUCACCUGCUGUAUCUGUUGGAGUUGACAUGGACUGACGCAAAGCUGAUCCUCCAACUCAUGUGUGAACUCAAUGUCCUGCCUCUUGCUCUACAGAUCACCAACAUUGCUGGCAACGUUUUGUCUCGAACUCUGAUGGGAGGUCGAGCUGAGAGAAACGAGUAUCUCCUGCUUCAUGCCUUUAAUGAAAAGAACUACAUUGUUCCUGACAAACCCUCCUUCCGAAAAGUCCAACAAGAACAGGUUGAAGGUGAAGAGGAUGUGGGCAAGCGGAAAAAGAAGGCUGCUUAUUCUGGUGGUCUGGUUUUGGAUCCCAAAGUCGGUUUCUAUGAUAAGUUCAUCCUGCUGCUCGACUUCAACAGUCUGUAUCCAUCGAUUAUUCAAGAGUUCAACAUAUGCUUCACCACUGUGGAGAGGGAAGUCUACAAUAGUCAGAAAAAGAAAAAAGUGGAUGAAGGCAUAGAGGAGAUACCUGAGAUUCCUGAUUCCAGUCUGGAAAUGGGAAUUCUGCCCAAAGAAAUAAGAAAACUUGUUGAAAGACGUAAACAGGUCAAACAACUCAUGAAACAGCAACAAGACCUGAAUCCAGAUCUAUAUCUACAGUACGACAUUCGCCAAAAAGCUUUGAAACUGACAGCAAACAGUAUGUAUGGUUGUCUUGGAUUCAGCUACAGUCGAUUCUAUGCCAAACCACUUGCUGCUCUGGUCACACAUAAGGGCAGAGAGAUUCUGAUGCACACCAAAGACAUGGUUCAGAAGAUGAAUCUGGAAGUCAUCUAUGGAGACACCGACUCUAUUAUGAUCAAUACAAACAGCAAAUCUUUGGAGGAGGUCUUCAAACUCGGCAACAAGGUGAAAGCUGAAGUGAACAAGCUUUACAAAUUGCUGGAGAUUGACAUUGAUGGUGUGUUUAAGUCGCUCUUACUGUUGAAGAAAAAGAAAUAUGCAGCUCUUGUAGUGGAGCAACACGGUGAGGGGCGAUAUACUCUCAAACAGGAGCUCAAAGGCUUGGACAUCGUGCGCAGAGACUGGUGUGAUCUGGCCAAGGAGUGUGGCAACUACGUCAUUGGUCAGAUCUUGUCCGACCAGAGCCGUGACGUCAUCGUGGAGAACAUCCAAAAACAUCUGGUGGAAAUGGGAGAGAAGGUCGCAGCUGGAGCUAUACCCCUCACCCUGUUUGAGAUCCACAAGGCUCUGACUAAAGAUCCGCAGGACUAUCCCGACAAAAAGAGUCUUCCUCAUGUCCACGUGGCUCUGUGGAUCAACUCCCAGGGCGGACGCCGCGUGAAAGCCGGAGACACUAUCUCUUAUGUCAUCUGCAAAGACGGCUCCACUCUUCCAGCCAGUCAGAGAGCCUAUGCUUUGGAGCAGCUUCAGAAACAGGAGUCCCUCUCUCUGGACACUCAGUACUACCUGGCCCACCAGGUCCACCCUGUAGUGUCCCGCAUCUGUGACCCCAUCGAGGGUAUCGAUAAUGUGCUCAUUGCCACAUGGUUGGGUCUUGACCCGGGACAGUUCAGGGCUCAGCAGCAGCACCAGAGGGAGGAGGAAGCCGACGGGACACUGGGUGCCCCUGUGCAGUUAACAGACGAGGAGCGCUACAGAGACUGUGAGAGGUUCACCUUCACCUGCCCACAAUGCGGAACAGACAACAUUUACGACAAUGUGUUUGAAGGAGCAGGAUUAAAGUUGGAGCCCAGCUUGAUGCGCUGCUGUCACAUCCCCUGUGGAAGCCGCCCCAUCGACUACACAGUCAACAUCAGCAACAAACUUCUACUUGACAUUAGACGCCACAUCAAAAAAUACUAUUCAGGCUGGUUGGUGUGUGAAGACCUAGCUUGCCAAAACCGAACCAGACGCAUCCCCAUCGCCUUCUCCCGCCAUGGACCCAUCUGCCCCGCCUGCACACGAGCUACACUAAGACCCGAGUACUCGGAGAAGGCCCUGUACAACCAGCUGUGCUUCUACAGAUUCAUCUUUGACUGGGAACAUGCAGUCAAUAAAGUACUGCCUCCUGAUGACAAAAGUCGCGCCAACCACUACAAUAGCGAGAAAGACGUGUAUCGAAGGCUUAAAGAAGUCCCAGACAAGGCUUUGGCGAUCAGCGGCUACUCCGAGAUCAACUUAUCCAAACUCUUCCAGGCCUUUUCUUUUCUCAAAUAAACCCACAACAUAAUAUACCACCACAUCAGAGACCAACCUCUACACCAUUUUAUCAGAUUGCACCUGCUUUGUCUCCCAUUUUAGGGUCAUUUUAGGCGUUUGACCCCUGGACCCUCUCCAACCAACUGCCCUAUACAUAAUAGCUUUGGUAUAGAACUUCAAAUCCAAUCACAAUCGUCCACCCUUUGACAUAGACACCGCCUGCAAACUCUUGACUUGACCCCAUCACUUGCUAUGUGAGGGAGGGGGAAGGGGGGGCAGCAAUCAAACCUAAAUGGCCCAAGCUAUUGUGUGCAUGUGUGCGUGUGGGUAAAAAUGACUUAUCGUUGCUAGCAGCCAGUGUACUCCAAAAAGCCACUAAUUAGCCAAUGAUAGUGACCCGGGCGACUAGGACCAAGCGAAUGCCCGCAGCGAAUGGGACACUUGUUCUGAUUACUACCAUUCAUCCCUGUUGUGCAGCAGUGUGCCCGACUGCUAGUGUGUAUGAGAGAGGGGAGAGGAGGAUGCUGGGAAGGGAUGGGGUGGGCAUGACCAUGGACCACGUGCUCUAAACUAAAGCUAUUGUAUCAAACGUCUCAUCUUGUUUAACUGUUUUUCAUACUUUGUCUUUUAAACGAUUAUUAUGUGUGUAACUCUGGACAGUUUAUUGUAUUUUGAAGUAUUUGAUACUGGUAUUACGAUGAAAUCAUUUUGAUACUCAAUAAAAUUCUGAUUAAGUUUUGU
Messenger RNA from Periophthalmus magnuspinnatus, 5230 nucleotides. RefSeq names its product polymerase (DNA directed), alpha 1 (gene pola1). Gene Ontology annotation, molecular function: DNA-directed DNA polymerase activity; DNA replication origin binding; pyrimidine nucleotide binding. Gene Ontology annotation, biological process: DNA replication; mitotic DNA replication initiation; leading strand elongation. The record is from RefSeq and is a predicted model, not a curated record. Gene Ontology annotation, cellular component: alpha DNA polymerase:primase complex. The transcript has 37 exons. The coding region runs from base 134 to 4507 and encodes 1457 amino acids. NCBI's taxonomy places the organism in Eukaryota, Metazoa, Chordata, Actinopteri, Gobiiformes, Gobiidae.